AUGUUGAAGCUCAUUUCAUCCUCCCGCAUCCACCGCCUAAACCCCGCCGCAGUACCGGUGCUCCGUCCCGCAGCAGACUCCGCAUCGCCGUUGCUUAGAGUGCUGAGCCCCCUCAGCGGAUUGAGCCGGAACCACCGUUAUUUCGGAGGUCGGCUUUUUUUCUGUUCGGAUUCCGGCGACGGAGUCGAUCAUGUGGUUGAUGCCGAAGUUAAAGCGGCGGAGGAUACUCCGUCGAAGGCCUCUGCUAUUGUCUCCACGUACCCUAGACCUGAAGAUUACCUAACUGUUUUGGCAUUACCAUUGCAGCACAGACCCCUUUUCCCUGGAUUUUACAUGCCAAUCUUUGUUAAGGACCCCAAAGUGUUGGCAGCUUUACAGGAGAGUCGAGAACGACAAGCUCCUUAUGCUGGUGCUUUCCUCCUUAAAGAUGAGCCAGACACUGAUCCCAAUGUGGUAUCUAGCUCUGACACAGAAAAGAAUGUAUAUGACAUAAAAGGAAAAGAUUUGUUUAACCGUCUUCAUGAAGUUGGGACUCUUGCCCAAAUUUCAAGUAUCCAGGGUGAUCAGGUGAUCUUGAUUGGUCAUAGACGUCUACGCAUAACAGAGAUGGUUAGUGAGGACCCGCUUACUGUAAAAGUUGAUCAUCUCAAGGAUAAAUCUUAUAACAAAGAGGAUGAGAUCAUAAAGGCUACAUCUUUUGAGGUCAUAUCGACACUUAGGGACGUUCUUAAAACAAGCUCUCUUUGGAGAGAUCAUGUUCAGACUUACUCUAAGCAUAUAGGUGAUUUUACUUAUGCAAGGUUAGCAGAUUUUGGAGCGGCAAUAUCUGGGGCAAACAAAUUGCAAUGCCAGCAAGUGCUUGAAGAGCUAGAUGUGUAUAAACGAUUGAAACUUACACUCGAGUUGGUAAAGAAAGAAAUGGAAAUCAGUAAGAUUCAGGAAUCAAUUGCAAAAGCAAUUGAAGAAAAAAUAAGCGGUGAGCAGCGCCGCUAUUUGUUAAAUGAGCAGCUUAAGGCCAUAAAAAAGGAAUUGGGACUGGAGACUGACGACAAGACAGCUCUUACCAGUAAAUUCAGGGAAAGGAUUGAACCUAAACGAGAAAAAUGCCCACCUCAUGUCUUACAAGUUAUAGAUGAAGAACUCACAAAGCUACAACUGUUGGAGGCUAGUUCUAGUGAAUUCAGUGUUACUCGCAACUACUUGGACUGGUUGACUGCACUGCCUUGGGGUGAAUACAGUGAUGAGAACUUUGAUGUUACUGGUGCACAAAAGAUUCUUGAUGAAGACCAUUAUGGAUUAACUGAUGUGAAGGAAAGAAUAUUGGAAUUCAUCGCUGUUGGGAAAUUAAGAGGGACUUCACAAGGAAAAAUUAUCUGUCUCUCUGGUCCACCAGGAGUAGGAAAAACAAGUAUUGGCCGUUCAAUUGCCCGUGCCUUGAACCGUAAGUUCUUCCGAUUCUCUGUUGGAGGAUUGGCUGAUGUGGCUGAAAUCAAGGGGCAUCGUCGAACAUAUAUAGGUGCUAUGCCAGGAAAGAUGGUACAAUGCCUUAAGAAUGUGGGAACAGCCAACCCUCUUGUUUUGAUUGAUGAGAUUGACAAAUUGGGCAGAGGACAUGCUGGUGAUCCAGCAAGUGCUUUGCUAGAGCUCCUGGAUCCUGAGCAGAAUGCUAAUUUUCUGGACCACUAUCUUGAUGUUCCCAUUGAUCUAUCAAAGGUUCUUUUUGUUUGCACUGCAAAUGUAGUGGAGAUGAUACCAAAUCCCCUAUUGGAUAGGAUGGAGGUUGUUGCUAUUGCUGGGUAUAUUACUGACGAGAAAAUGCACAUUGCAAGAGAUUAUCUGGAGAAAACUACACGUGAAGCAUGUGGAAUAAAGCCUGAACAAGUGGAGGUGACUGAUGCUGCUCUUCUUGCUCUAAUAGAAAAUUACUGCCGAGAAGCAGGAGUCAGAAACCUUCAAAAGCAUAUAGAGAAAAUUUACCGGAAGAUAGCACUACAACUUGUGAGGCAAGGGGAAACCAUUGAUGCUACUCUUGAAACGGGUCCAAAUACCACUCCAAAAGAGAACCCCGUGUUAAUAGAGAGUAGCGAUUCUGAACAUACGGAUGAAGACUCUAAAGACGUUGAUGAGUUGCAAACAAAUCCACCGGCAGAUGAAUCUACAGAUAUUGAGGUUGCAAAAGAAAGAGAGGAAGAUAAGACAAUUGAAAGGGUUUUGGUUGAUAAAUCGAAUUUAGAUAAUUAUGUUGGCAAGCCUGUCUUCCAUGCAGAGCGCAUCUAUGAUCAGACACCUACUGGGGUUGUUAUGGGUCUUGCCUGGACUGCAAUGGGUGGUUCCACUCUGUAUAUAGAGACUACAUUUGUUGAGGAAGGGGAUGGAAAAGGAGCACUACAUGUCACUGGUCAAUUGGGAGAUGUGAUGAAAGAAAGUGCUCAAAUAGCUCACACAGUUGCCAGAGCUAUACUACUGGAGAAAGAACCAGAAAACCCUUUCUUUGCGAAUUCAAAGUUACACCUCCAUGUUCCUGCAGGGGCUACACCAAAGGAUGGACCAAGUGCUGGUUGCACAAUGACCACUUCUCUGCUGUCCCUUGCCUUGAAGAAGCCUGUGAAGAAGGAUCUAGCAAUGACUGGGGAAGUGACACUUACAGGGAAGAUUCUUCCCAUUGGCGGGGUUAAGGAGAAAACUAUUGCUGCAAGAAGGAGUGCUGUUAAGACUAUAAUAUUUCCUUCUGCAAACAGGAGAGAUUUUGAUGAGCUAGCACCUAAUGUAAAAGAAGGUCUUGAUGUGCAUUUUGUUGAUGACUACUUGCAGAUCUUUGAUCUGGCUUUUGGUGAUGAGAAAUCUACGAAUACAGAGAACUAA
This is a messenger RNA of Vicia faba (fava bean), 2862 nucleotides long. The record is from the annotation of a GenBank genome assembly. Lineage: Eukaryota; Viridiplantae; Streptophyta; Magnoliopsida; Fabales; Fabaceae.